Molecule: messenger RNA, 1779 nt
Organism: Diaporthe amygdali
Lineage: Eukaryota; Fungi; Ascomycota; Sordariomycetes; Diaporthales; Diaporthaceae
Product: c6 transcription
Exons: 4
Coding region: 1-1779 (592 amino acids)
Biological process (GO): regulation of DNA-templated transcription
Molecular function (GO): DNA-binding transcription factor activity, RNA polymerase II-specific; zinc ion binding
Source: RefSeq, a predicted model, not a curated record
AUGUCGUCGCAGAAUGCGGUUCAUGCCAUGGAGAAUGGAACGCGCAGCCUUCGAAAGAUCGGUGGGCCGGGGAGAAAGCCGAGGGCGUGUGCGGAAUGCAAGAAACAGAAGAUGAAAUGUGAAGUGCCUUCUGGAGGCCACAAAUGCAGGAAUUGCUGGAAGAGAGGCACGGACUGCGUCUUUGAUCGACUCGUAGUUCCUCAUGCUGCAAACAACGGGCGGCCGCAUGCAGCUGCUAACCCAGAGUGCAACUGCGGCCACAAUUUGACUUUAAUCCGAGAAGAUAUCAGGCAAAUACAAGCAUCGAUGGACGUCUUGGCGGGGCAGAAAAUGCUGCAGGCCGAGCCGACCUCACAUCACGAAAGCCCCCCAAACGCGACGAUAGCUGCGGGAGAGGCAUUGUCCGCAAGAGAGUUCAAUCUGCGUAUGGCGAUGACGAGAGAAAACUCCCCGGAAGCAAACGGGAAUACCGAGCACAAUGGCAAUUCAGUCACAGUAGAGGAGCCAAUGGGUAGUCUCUUCCACACAUCCCUGAAUCACUACCUCUGGGUUGGCCUUGAGCAGACCCAUCCAGAUUUUAAGUCGGUAAGGGAAUCGUCGGAGCUGCUCACAGCCACGAUUCUGACAGUCACGGCGCUUCAUAUUCCAACAAGCGCUGAAACUUUCGACAAAUGCUAUAAAGAGUUCCUAUUGCUCAUAUCGAGCUCAAUGUUUAGUCGAUACCACAGCGUUGACGAUGUGCGAGCCCUAUGUAUUGCAGCAUUCUGGCUAUCAGAAGCGUACGGCCGCCCACCCAUGAUCGCCGAAUCUCUACAAAUUCGAGACCACGAGCUAUUCCUACAGUCGCCCUUCGCCGAUGCUCUCGACCGACGGAUCCUCUCGCAAGUCUCCUUGAUGCAAAUCCUGACGCGCAUAUACGAUCGGUUCAUUGAAGGUAGCAAGGGCUUAACUCAGGAAAAUACAACAAGCGCGAUGCUCGCCGAUGAAGAGGGCGACUUUGAUGACCUGCGCGCGUUCAACGGCGAGAUAGACCGCUGGCGGUUGCUGUGGCACGCGCGUCAGGAGCACAACCCUUUCAUCGGAUCCUUCCCGCCAAAGGGCAUCAUACUAUACUGCUAUUUUGCCAAGCUGCAGCUCAACUCACUCGCGAUCCGUGGUGUGAGUUUGUCCAGCGGCCAACUGUCAACACAACGCAAGGAAUACGUGAAUCUGGCCAUCUCUGCGGCAGCAAGUAUCCUGACGUUCGUACUCGAGGAAGAGGAUAUGAGGAGGGCACUGGUUGGAACACCGCUCUAUGUGCACACUAUGAUUACGUUCGCAUCUGCCUUUCUAAUGAAGUGUGCAACCAUGUGGAGCCGCGUCAUGGGGCUGUAUAUCGAGGCAGGCUACAUCACCAGCCUACUCGAGCGCGUAGUCUCGUUGCUGAAAACGUCAGUGACUUCUGAUCGACAUGUCCUGUACCAUAUAGCAUUUGGACUAGAGAAGAUGCUGGCGAAGUUCAGCACGAACUCGGGUGUGACAAUAGCACAGGGCUCGAGACAGGCAGCCCUCAGGACAGGCAUCUCGGGUAGUGACAACGGCCAGUUUGCCCAAAGGUUUCCAACUGAUGGGAAUCACGUGGCUUUCUCGAACGCGGAAUGGGGUGCAUAUACCGGUCCAGUAAAUGCUGGAGCACCCAGCUUCAGUGAUGAAUUCUCUGGUAACUUGCUGUUUGAGGCUUUCGGGAGCGGCUCUGCGAACGAUGUCUAUGAUCUGUUGACGAGUCAACUGUCGUACUGA